AUGGAUCGCGGGACUGUACAUACUCUUCACGUCUUCCCUCAGGAAGAGGCUGAGGAGACAAACCUGCAGGUCCAGAAGCAGCUCGAGACCUUCAUCCUCGAGUUCAGACUUGACAACGUCUUUGUCUACCGGGAUCAAUUGCGCGAGAAUGCGCUGCUGCAAAAUUACUACUGUGACAUUAACAUCGGCGACUUGAUCAAGUACAACGAGGAGUUGGCGCAUCGCCUCGUCACAGAGCCUGCCGAGAUUAUACCACUGUUCGAAAAUGCAUUGCGAAAAUGUACCCAAAGAAUCGUGUUUCCUCAUGACAUGAAAGUCAACCUGCCGCCACACCAGCUCCUUCUGCAUUCAGAUGCCGAAAAUGUGUCGAUCCGCAACCUCGACUCCCUCACCAUCUCUCGACUGGUUAGAGUACCUGGAAUCGUCAUUGGCGCUUCAGUCAUGUCCUCGAAAGCAACGGAGCUUCACCUGCAGUGCCGUAACUGUGGUUACGCGCCGAACAUAAGCGUAGACGGUGGUUUCACGGGUGUCACCCUCCCACGGCGCUGUGGAAGGGAGAGGCUGAGGAACGACCCGACAGAACCAUGUCCACUCGAUCCCUACUUCGUCGUGCACGAAAACUCCAAGUUCGUCGACCAGCAGGUCAUCAAGCUGCAGGAGGCACCGGAUCAGGUUCCCGUGGGAGAACUGCCGCGACACGUCCUCAUCUCCGCCGACAGAUACCUGACCAACCGUGUUGUCCCGGGAUCGAGAUGCAUUGUUAUGGGCAUCUUCUCGAUCUACCAGAAUAAAGGAAGCAAGAACUCGUCCACAGGUGGUGCCGUCGCUAUUCGCACACCAUAUUUACGGGCUGUCGGUAUCCAGACGGACAUUGACCAGACUGCCAAGGGUCACAAUAUAUUUUCGGAAGAAGAGGAGGAGCAGUUCCUGGCGCUGAGUAGGAGGCCGGACCUCUAUCAGGUGAUGACCAGGUGCAUAGCCCCGUCUAUCUACGGAAACCAGGACAUCAAGAAGGCCAUCUUGUGCUUGCUGCUUGGCGGUUCCAAGAAGAUUCUACCCGACGGCAUGAAGCUGAGAGGCGACAUCAACGUGCUACUCCUUGGUGACCCGGGUACAGCCAAGUCACAACUGUUGAAAUUCGUUGAGAAGGCCGCUCCCAUAUCCAUCUACACCUCGGGCAAGGGAUCUUCGGCGGCCGGUCUGACAGCAUCCGUGCAACGAGACCAAUCCACCCGAGAGUUCUACCUGGAGGGCGGUGCAAUGGUGCUCGCAGAUGGUGGUGUGGUAUGUAUUGAUGAGUUCGACAAGAUGCGAGACGAGGACCGAGUGGCAAUCCACGAGGCUAUGGAGCAGCAGACGAUUUCCAUAGCCAAGGCCGGCAUCACUACCAUCCUCAAUGCGAGGACAUCUGUCCUGGCAGCUGCCAACCCCAUCUUUGGCCGCUACGAUGACAUGAAGACCCCAGGCGAGAACAUUGACUUCCAGACCACCAUCUUGUCUCGUUUUGAUAUGAUCUUCAUUGUCAGAGAUGAGCACGAGCGCGGCCGUGACGAACGUAUUGCCAAGCACGUCAUGGGCAUUCACAAAGGUGGGGUGGCAGCUGAUGAUACCACUGAAAGCGAGAUUCCUGUCGAGACGAUGAAGCGCUACCUGAGCUACUGCAAAUCACGGUGCGCUCCUCGUCUCAGCGAGGCAGCAGCGGAGAAGCUCUCAUCGCACUUCGUCUCGAUCCGCAAACAAGUGCACGCGACUGAACUGGAGGCCAACGCCCGCUCGUCAAUCCCCAUCACUGUCCGUCAGCUCGAGGCCAUCGUGCGCAUCACCGAGUCCCUGGCCAAGCUGACUCUAUCCCCUGUCGCGACGGAGGCCCAUGUCGACGAGGCGAUCCGGCUGUUCCUGUGCUCGACCAUGGACGCCGUGAACCAGGGCAGCAGCCAGGGCAGCCGCGAGCUCAACGACGAGGUCAACAGGAUUGAGGCAGAGCUGAAGCGGCGGCUGCCCAUCGGGUGGAGCACGAGCCUGGCGACGCUGCGAAGGGAGAUGGUCGAGGGCAAAGGCUUCAGCGAGCAGGCGCUCAACAGGACGCUCAUGAUCAUGCAGAGGCGGGACACGAUUAUGUUCCGAAACCAGGGGGCGCAGGUGUACAGGAAUGGGGCAUGA
Messenger RNA from Cryphonectria parasitica EP155, 2160 nucleotides. RefSeq names its product MCM-domain-containing protein. The record is from RefSeq and is a predicted model, not a curated record. The transcript has 4 exons. Lineage: Eukaryota; Fungi; Ascomycota; Sordariomycetes; Diaporthales; Cryphonectriaceae. Gene Ontology annotation, molecular function: DNA replication origin binding; ATP binding; single-stranded DNA helicase activity. Gene Ontology annotation, cellular component: MCM complex; nucleus. The coding region runs from base 1 to 2160 and encodes 719 amino acids. Gene Ontology annotation, biological process: double-strand break repair via break-induced replication; DNA replication; DNA replication initiation.